Molecule: messenger RNA, 456 nt
Organism: Fusarium tjaetaba
Lineage: Eukaryota; Fungi; Ascomycota; Sordariomycetes; Hypocreales; Nectriaceae
Exons: 2
Coding region: 1-456 (151 amino acids)
Source: RefSeq, a predicted model, not a curated record
AUGUCCGACGGACCUCCUCCCACUCCCUCCAAGAGACAGCGCGCGAAGGCGCUCGAGGACCUGGGCAUCCCACAAGACGCCCAGUUCGAGAGUUCUCUGCCUUGUAUUCGAUGCUUUGGCUCGGCGCUCACCGUAGCGUCGACACUCAUCGCAACCAAUCCAGAGACUCCUAUCGAUGUGCCUACCUUCGGUUGCAAGUUUCCCUUCAUCAACUCCAAGAAGUGCACAAACUGUGACAAAAACAUUUGCAUCCGCGUACCUGCCAUGAUGAAUGGCAACUACAUGGAUAUUUUCUCCAUUUUCAAGGCCAUCGACAAGAUGCUCAAGGACGGGACCGCUCGCUUCCAAGACGCCCACAAACUUGGUAUCGCCAAAACAACCGUGCCAGACUCGAAGGAAUCGAAUUUCCACCAAGUUCAACUCGACUACCCUGCCCAAACUCGGUCAACGCUCUGA